GCUCACAUAGCUAGGAAGGAUGCUUCUGGACUCCUCUUCUAGUGUUCAUUCUCCUGGUCUAGUCAGGAACCUCGUGGGGCUAAUGAGGGCCAAUAUUCCACCUCUCUGCUUCUUCGUGGCUGAUCCCUGGGGGUGGUGAUCUGGUCCAUUCCCUCCCUGCUAAAGCCAGAGCUGCUGACGGCUUGCCAUUGGCUCUUCAGCCAGGGCUGGCUUUUGUUUCUGCAGCCCAGUUGCUGAGUCGGGGCUUUGUCUCCCAGGGGCCCCUCUUCCCUCCCUGCCUAUAAGAGCCUGACCUCGGCUGGUCUCAGAUCUGACAUGUUCCCUGGGCCUAUCUCGGAAGGGGCCACGAUGACCCUGCAAUGCACCAAGUCAGCGGGACACUGGAAGAUGGUGGUGUGGGAUGAGGACGGCUUCCAGGGCCGGCGGCACGAGUUCACGGCCGAGUGCCCCAGUGUGCUGGAGCUUGGCUUCGAGACUGUGCGAUCUUUGAAAGUGCUGAGUGGAGCGUGGGUGGGCUUCGAGCAUGCUGGCUUCCAAGGGCAGCAGUACGUUCUGGAACGGGGCGAAUACCCGAGCUGGGAUGCCUGGGGUGGCAACACGGCCUACCCCUCUGAGAGGCUCACCUCCUUCCGGCCUGUGUCCUGUGCUAACCACCGUGACUCGAGGCUGACAAUCUUUGAGCAAGAGAACUUCCUGGGCAAGAAAGGAGAGCUGAGCGAUGACUAUCCUUCCCUCCAGGCCAUGGGAUGGGAAGGCAAUGAAGUAGGGUCCUUCCACGUCCACUCUGGGGCUUGGGUUUGCUCCCAGUUUCCGGGCUACCGAGGAUUUCAGUAUGUGCUGGAAAGCGAUCACCAUUCCGGUGACUACAAGCAUUUCCGGGAGUGGGGCUCUCACGCCCAGACCUUCCAGGUGCAGAGCAUCCGCAGGAUCCAGCAGUGAGCAGGGGCACGGCACGGAGGAGCGCAUGCAUGCUUGUCUGCAAUGGAGGCGCUCUGGAGGCUGUGGCCUGCUCUCUCCUUCUGCCCCCUCCUGUAACCCGUGUGAACCCAGCACCCAUGUGAACCUGUCCAUGCACAGUCAGCACAAAAAACUCAAACGAAUAAAAAAUAGAAAGUCCGGUAUUA
Molecule: messenger RNA, 1124 nt
Organism: Chlorocebus sabaeus (green monkey)
Lineage: Eukaryota; Metazoa; Chordata; Mammalia; Primates; Cercopithecidae
Gene: CRYBA4
Product: crystallin beta A4
Biological process (GO): visual perception; lens development in camera-type eye
Molecular function (GO): structural constituent of eye lens
Source: RefSeq, a predicted model, not a curated record